Messenger RNA from Armigeres subalbatus, 913 nucleotides. Its product is annotated as L-seryl-tRNA(Sec) kinase-like. Gene Ontology annotation, molecular function: tRNA binding; kinase activity. NCBI's taxonomy places the organism in Eukaryota, Metazoa, Arthropoda, Insecta, Diptera, Culicidae. The transcript has a single exon. The coding region runs from base 1 to 906 and encodes 301 amino acids. The record is from RefSeq and is a predicted model, not a curated record.
AUGAAUAAAGUUUGUUUAGUAGUUCUCAUCGGAGUUCCUGGUGCGGGAAAAACCACCUUUUGUGAAAGAUUCAGGAGCAUUUCAUCUAAACAAUGCUCACUAGUCAAUGUUAUUCAUGUUUGUUUCGAUAAAUUUAUAAAACUAGAAGAUAAAAUCGAUUUGGACACAGGUCGUUUCAAAGCGAAAAGGCAACAGCUUUUGGAAUCACUAGGAGCACUUAUCGAAGGAAUCAAGCUGCAUGAUCAAAAUAAGCUUGAAUCAGCAAAUGAAGAUUUAAUUCGUAAAUUUAAUGAAAAUAUUUCAAUAGAUUUAAGCGCACAGCCGAGGGGUAAAAUAUACGGCAUUCUCGUAGAUGACAACAUGUACUACAGAAGCAUGCGUUACGAAGUUUUAGGUUUGGCUCGAAAAUAUCAAACAGGAUUUCUCCAAUUAUUUUUCAACGUUCCUUUCUUGGAGGCGAAGGUAAGAAACAACAAAAGGGCGAAUCCCAUUUCAGAUGAAAUUAUGUUACGAAUGAGGAGCAAACUGGAAAAACCAAAUGAACAUUUCUACAAAUGGGAAAGGAACACAAUGGAACUGGAUGGAAAAGUGAAUUUUGAUUAUUUUCCAGAGAUUGAACACACAAUCGUGCAAUGCGCCAACGCUCCCGAAGCUUCAAAGGAACCAGCUAAUGAGAGACAACCUGUGGAGCAAUCAACUCUCCAUAAGGUAGAUUUACUGUUGAGAAAGACCAUAAGCGAUAUAAUGAAAAACCGUAAAUCUAACAUAGACAGUGAAGAUUUGAAACGAUUAUCGGAACAACUCGUGAAUCGAAGAAAGGCGAUUCUGGAUGAUUUGAAAAUGGGGUCAAUUGUCAUUGAUCCACAAUCUGCUACUAGCGAACAGAUGCGACUAUUGUUUGAAUAAAUGCGUA